AUGCUAUCAUCUUUAUUGAGUACAAUUAUUGUCAUUGCUAUUCUGCUUAACAAAGCAAGUGCUCGACGAAGAAAAUGUCCAGAUGGAUUUUGGAAAGACGAUGCUAUCAUUCAAGCAUUGAUGAAAAAUUAUACCAAAAUAUUGCCUGAAAUUGAAGAUGCUGUACAAGUAGACGUUGAAAUUCAUAUUCAGGAUAUCUCAACAUUAAAUGAAAUUACGGCUGAUUUUAAUGUUGAUAUUUUAUACACUCAAUUAUGGAAUGAUCAAUCAUUAAGUUUUGCUAAUUAUAAAGCUUGUAAACGAGAUAUAACAAUGGAUUCCAAAUUUUUAUCAAAUAUUUGGACACCAAAUACAUGUAUAAUUAAUGCAAAACGAACAAUAAUACAUACUUCACCUACCGAUAAUAUUAUGGUUAUAUUAUAUGAAAAUGGUACUAUAUGGGUUAACUAUCGAAUGUCUGUGAAGGCGCCUUGUGAUCUAGACUUAAGAAUAUUCCCCUUUGAUACUCAAUCUUGUACAUUAAUAUUUGAAUCAUAUUCACAUAACAACGAUGAAGUAACAUUACGAUGGAUGGAUAAUGCGAUUACGUUAAUGAAACCGGUUCAAUUACCGGAUUUCGAUUUAGUUUGUUAUAGGUUAAAUAAUGAAACAAUACUUUAUCCAAAUGGUUAUUGGGAUCGACUUCAGGUUACUUUUACUUUUAAACGACGCUAUGGAUUUUAUAUCCUACAAGCAUAUAUACCAACUUAUUUAACAAUUGUUGUUAGUUGGGUUAGCUUUUGCAUGGAACCUAAAGCAUUACCAGCUCGUACAACAGUUGGUGUAUCAUCACUUCUUGCACUUACAUUUCAAUUUGGUAAUAUUCUCAAAAAUCUUCCACGUGUUUCAUAUAUUAAAGCUAUGGAUGUAUGGAUGCUUGGUAGUAUAAGUUUUGUUUUUUGUACAAUAGUUGAAUUAGCUGUUGUAUGCCUGAUAACACGUUGUUUUGGUGGAAAUUUGAAGAAAAAAAUAACACGAAAACGACGUGGACGUCGAAAACGACGAUUUGAUCAAUCACAACAUUUAUUCUUUCGAUCAUCAUCACCAAAUCUUAAUGGUGGUAUAUAUCAUCGUGAUAAUUAUUCACCCCAAACUUAUCCAUUAUAUCCAUUAUCAAAACAACAUGGAAAGCCUAAAAUGAGGACGAUCUCAAAGCAAAUCUUUCGAAAAUCACCAUCACCAACGUUAAUUAUGCAAAAUUUAGCCCAUUGUAAGCAUAUUUCAGAAUCUGGAAAUUUUGAUAUUAUCACAUCACCAACUACCGAAAGAGUAUUGGCAUUAGAAGAACUUGUAUAUUGGUGGUAUUAUCUAUUGAGAACAGUCGAACAUACUGAAGGAAUGAUAGGCGAAAAAAUACCACAGCAAAUUGUCCCGGGAAAUUCCGGAACACUAUAG
Molecule: messenger RNA, 1434 nt
Organism: Cercopithifilaria johnstoni
Lineage: Eukaryota; Metazoa; Nematoda; Chromadorea; Rhabditida; Onchocercidae
Source: the annotation of a GenBank genome assembly